Penaeus monodon (black tiger shrimp) is the source of this 2202-nucleotide messenger RNA. RefSeq names its product zinc finger protein 429-like. Gene Ontology annotation, molecular function: zinc ion binding; nucleic acid binding. The record is from RefSeq and is a predicted model, not a curated record. NCBI's taxonomy places the organism in Eukaryota, Metazoa, Arthropoda, Malacostraca, Decapoda, Penaeidae.
ACUACUGCAUCUCCCUGCCUCAUGUGUGGUUCAUCAGAUGGCAGCAUUAGUGCAUUUGCAAGGAUUGGCAACAGUGGAGAUGACACAGAACCCCUUAUUAAUGUGCUAAGCUCAAUUUUGAAGAAGGCUGUGGUUGACAUUCCCUUGCACACUGAGGUCGUGUGUACAAAAUGUUUUAAAAAGUUUGAAGUCGUUCUCAAAUUACAAAACAAACUUGUGGAAAUCUGUCGAGAUGUUAUACAUUCCUUCAACAAGGCGGUGACACAGUUUGUAAAAUCAGUCAGUUUAAAAUCAGAAGAUAGUAAUGCCAUGAUAGGUGACAUCAGCACAAAGAAAAGUGAGUGUGGUAUUGUUGUUAGAGCUCUUUCCUUGGCCAACACCAAGAAAACAGAAAAGAAGCAGGACACUAAAUAUGAGAGAAAGUACAAGUGUCAGGUUUGUGAUAAAUCUUUCAUAGCUUACAGCCACAGAGUGGAACACAUGCUUACUCACACAAAAGAAAAAGCAUUUAAAUGUGAUAUCUGUGGCAUUCUUACGAGUACCAGAUCCAACCUUACUAGACAUAAACAGCAGCACACUAAAGAAUGUAUUUGUAGCAUAUGUAAUAGAAAACUGUGUAGUAAAGCUUCACUGAAAGACCAUAUGAAAAUCCAUAAUAAUGACAAACCGCAUCAUUGUCAGUAUUGUGGGAAAAGUUUUACCAGGUUUCAACAUAGGCGGGUACAUGAGAAGCUACACAAAAUAGAAGAGUCAGGUGCUUUUCAGUGCAAUAUUUGUGAGAGACGUUUUGUGAUACAGUCCAGGUUGGCCAGGCACAUGUUAAUUCAUGAUAAAGAGAAACAGUUUGUAUGUCAAUUGUGCAAUAAAAAAUUUUCAAGGAAAGACGACCUGAAGAAUCAUGAACGUAGUCAUACUGGUGAAAGGCCCUACACUUGUAAGGAGUGUGGCAAAGCCUUCAGAUACAUAUCCAACUGUAGACACCAUAUGAAGAUACAUAUGAAGGAGUCUGAUGGUCAUAGAUGCACUCACUGUAAUAUUUCUUUCCCAUCAGAAGCAAAAUAUGAAUAUCAUCUAAAAACUCGCAACCACAAAAAGAAGGUGUCGGAAUCAACAUUUGGCUCUACAGAUUACAUGCACUGCAGUAGUUGCAACACCUCGUUUAUUCCAACAGAUUUCAUGAAGCACAAGGCAACAUGUUCUGGAAAGACCCUGAAACAAGAAACAUCUGAAGAACAGCUGUAUUGUAGAAUAUGCUGCCUGACCUUUGAUCAUCUUGAACAGCUAACGGAGCAUUCUCUCCACGCUCACCACAUGGAGGGGAGUGCUCUUUCACAGGUUAAUGAUACUGGUAUUAUUAUUUCUCCAGUAGAUGGAGGGGAAGAGUUAGUGAGUUUAACACCUCUGACUAUGACAGAAGGUGUAAACAUGGUUGUGGCAGUAGAACCAAACAAUAGAACAUUGGAGAUUCCUGUGGUCCAAGCAGAGUCUGCUGCAACAACCUCUCUCCUGCCCACUUCAACCCUUAUAAGUGGACCAAGCACAGUUCUUACUGAGUGUUUAGGAAAUGGGACUACAAAUCUUGUAUCAAAUGCAGGGGUAACAAGUGGGGAACUAACAGAGAUUACAGGUGAAUCUGGAAUAGUAAGUGGUGAAGUAGUUGGUCAAGCUACAAUUGAACAUACUAUUAAUGCCAAUGAUACUGUCACCAUUUUAAAUCCUAGUACGAUUUUCAAGAUCAGUGACUGGGGUAUACAUUAAGAUGAAGACAGAAAGAUUUUGAAGUUUAAACAUAAUCCACAAAAUAUGACUACCAUCAGAGCUCAAUCUAAAACUUGUAAGGAUUUGACCUUUUCACCAGUUUUAUUUCAGUGAUAUCUGCUUUAUUCUCAUUGUUUAAUAUGUGAUAUUCAUUAAUUUUUAAUAUUUUUUCCCAAUCUACAUUUGCUCUGCUUGGCACAUCUGCAUGUUUUCCCAUAGGUACUCCAAUAUUGUGAUUUUUUUCUAUACUUGCCUUGUAAUUUUUUUCCCCAUUUCAUUUUAUCUAUUAUUGUAUACCUAUUCAAAUGAAACCAAAGUUUUAUCUAUAGAAGUGAAGUUCACUGAGUUCCCAUUUAUCAACAUUUUCCAAAAUUUUGGGUCUCUUCCUCACCUGGUACACAAAUGUAGUUUUAUAUAACCCCUUCCAAUAUACAUAUUGUUUUG